Messenger RNA from Oncorhynchus kisutch (coho salmon), 3865 nucleotides. Its product is annotated as leukocyte receptor cluster member 1 homolog. The transcript is spliced from 10 exons. NCBI's taxonomy places the organism in Eukaryota, Metazoa, Chordata, Actinopteri, Salmoniformes, Salmonidae. The coding region runs from base 2446 to 3291 and encodes 281 amino acids. The record is from RefSeq and is a predicted model, not a curated record.
AACCUGCCAGGUCCAUGCCCUCCACUCGCGUGUGACAGUGCUUGGAACAUGGAUCAUCAUCAAGAGCAGCUGGCGGUGAGACAUUAGUGAUGGGGGGGAGAAAUCCAUGCGGUUACAUACCGAGAUAUUAUUUUUGACGAUAUGUUGUAUCGUUUUGACAAUAUCGCAAUAUUUUUUUUGCACUGGUUGGCUGUAUCUGCAACACAACUCCAGUAUUUUUUCUUCAUAACUUGUUCUCCAUCUUCUUUUUAAAUCCGGAGCCUAUUUGUUUUCAGCACUUACUUCCAUGACUGAUUACAACUUGUGCUCUCAAUGGCUGUCCCUUUGCAGCAGACAUAUGGACACUUUGGCGGUGGUGUCCAGUCCCACUUCAUGUUCCUGCGCUUCCUGGUGGUGCUCAACUUCCUGUUGUUUUUGCUGAUUGCUGAGUUCGUCCUCAUCUCCAGUAUCGUGUUCAGAUCCACCAGUAACAUGUCAGUGGACAGCACUGGGUUUCAUGGAGUACUCCUACAUGUUCUAUGGUUACUAUAACAACACCGUGGCAGAGAGCAGUGGCUUCCACUACAACCUGCCCCUGGCCUACCUCCUCACCUCCGUCUUCUACUUCGCCUUCUGUCUCAUCUGCAUCAUCGCACGCAUGGGGAGUGCACUUCGCAUUGCUGUGGCAACAGGCAGAGGUGCUGCCGGCAGUUACAGCAAGAUGGUGUUCACUGGCUGGGACUACGGUUGCCAGGGAGACCGGGCCACCAAACUCAAACAGAAAAGCAUCCACUACCAGCUACAGGUGGACCUGGAGGAGGAGAGGCUACAGAAAAAGGCUUUGUCUCUAACCUUAUGUCAGACAGUGGGUCUGUGUUCUCUACGCAUUAAACUCAUACUCGUCUCCCUCGGCCCUCAUAGGAGGAGCUUUCUUUGCCAUCUUCAAGGCUACUGUCUUUAGCCAGUGUGGUGCGGUGUUACGUAGCAGCUCUAGCCGCAGUCUAUGGGAAGAGUGUUGAUCUGCUAAAGGCCCAGCUUAAACUGGAGGGACGUGAUAAGCAGUUCCUGGUCAAGCAGAUUGAAGAGCUGAGUAGAGAGAUGGGGGUUCCAACAAGGGACCAAUUGGACACAUUUGACACUGGUGCAGCAAACUGACUCAGACACCAGGCUCAAACCCACGGCCCAUAUCCCGGCCCAAGGCACUUCUUGCAGAUUUGAAAGGCUUAGAUGUGCUUUGUGCUAUUGCCACAUGCAAAACCUAUAUCUACACCUUCACAAAUCAAUUUACAAUUGUCACUCUCUAGUGUACGAUAGCUACAUUUGAGGCAAAGUUGUACUUAUUAUGAUUGAGUGGUGGUUGUCUCACCUAGCUACGGUAUCUUAAGAUGAAUGCACCAACUGUAAAUCCAUCUGGAUAAGAGCUUCUGCUAAAUGACUAAUCUAAAUAAUCUAAUUUAGUUUGUUACCCUAUUUCUCUCUCAUAAUACCUGUAACGUCAAUUGCCAUGUUCAUUGCCUUUGCAUUCUCUUCCUCACCUCUUGCCUAAACAUCAGACUGUGACCGUGUUUACACAAUGGUUAUUCCGUGUGAAAGUCGCCCUAAAAAAGAGGCAAGAGUCUCUACAAGCCAGAAUGUUGAAUACAAUUAUAUUUACACUUAUCGGUUGUCCGUCCUUUUAACGGUAGGAAGUGGAGAUAAAAUAUCCACAGGAAAGUAUUGUUUACCCGACUUUUUGCUGCAACGGUAGGUCCUGUCGCUUGCAUUUUCAAUCUCCAGAGGCAUUGUUGCACAUUAUGUAAACAGUAGCCGAACAUUGUCGACCGAAGCACGUUCCCUCGCAGUCAGCUGGGUGUGAUUUGUGGAACGUUCCAACAGGAAUCUGUUCCAAAAAGUUCGUAAAUAACAAGGUUGCCAACAAACAACGGAUACAAAAUUGUAUAGCGGCAGAAUAAGAUACCGGGUAGGGAGUGGGCUAUUUCAUUCAGUUUCUCACUCACCACGUUUAUUCCGAAAAAUGAUUUCUGUCGUGUGCAACGUGCGCCCCCUGCUGACCCGUGAGAGAACUUCUACAUAAUCGAUUUAGUUACGUAGACGUUACGACGUACUAAUAUUUUCGGGUGUAUGUUUCCGGUUGUGGUUGAAUAGCUCUUUUGUUGCUUGUUUACCUUUCAGAUGUGUUAAAUAUAUUUUCUUUGGUUUUAUGCAAAUAUUUUAUUCAUUUGGUAACAGCUGUACAAAACCCAGUGUCAGAAUUACAUCUCUGCGAUUGAAAUAGCUGUUAAAAUGUUGUUGUUUUUACAGGAAAUAGGUUAAGGCUAACUAACGUUAGCUAGCUAGCGAACUGGAGUUACAGUAGGGACUGACUGAAUUGCAAAUAACAGAAGUCAGGGCAUGUUACGUUUUUGACACAUUUUUGUUUAACUGUACAAGCCCUGGUCAAAACAAACACUCGACUUCAGGAGAAAAAUGAAUAUUCUACCUAAAAAGAGCUGGCAUGUUCGUAACAAGGACAACGUCGCGCGCGUGCGCCGGGACGAGGCACAAGCCGCAGAAGAGGAGCGAGAGGUCCAACGCCGUGUGGAGCGAGCAGAGCAGGAGGCGCGAACAGAGCACCUGAGACAGAAGUCACGAGCUGCACUUCAACAGUCUGGAGGAUGGAAGGAUGAAGGAGAGAGAGGAGGGGAGGGGAGUGCAGGAGUGGUGGAACACCUCAAUCUAUUUCCUCUGGAGGAGUCAUCUGAGAAGAAAGGAAAUGCAGAGUACCUCAAAGACCAGAAAGAUGAAAAGGAGCGCGAGGAGCGUGCUAUUGGUCUGCUAGUGUCCCUAGGCCCCCAACCUGGGACAGAGGUAACUCCAUGGUACAUGAAAACAGGCCAGGAAGAAGAGAAAGAUGAAGAAAAGAAGAAAGAGAAAGACAACAAAGGAAAGAGACUGCCACUCAGUCAAGAGGAGAAGGAGAAGAGAGACAGACGACUGAAAGACAUGCUGGACCCCUUGAAAGAGAUGAAGAAAGCACUGGCGGUGAAGGAUAGAAAAGAACAUAAGAGUAAGAAGAGGGAUAGAGGGGAGAGGAGAAGCAGUGGUGGAGAAAGCUCUAUUGAAAGGUUGCGAGCGGAGCGACUGCAAAGAGAGGCGGAGGAGAAGAGGAGAGCCCAGGCUCUGCUGGACCAGAAGAAUGGAACAGGGAAAGAGAAGGAGCAACCAAGGGAGACAGAGGAGAGGGAAAUGCCGUACAACAGUGCUUAUUUCCCAGAGCUGGCCCGCAAGAGGCAGAGGAAAGACCGCAAUGCCUGGAGAGAUGGCAUCUUUUGAAGUCACACAUCAUGCAGUCUCAUUGUUUGGGCAACAGACAGAGAACAUUGAGGCAUUCAAGAUACAUUUAUUAGUAUGUGAAAGACGCCGAAGACUUCGACAAGGACUAGAGAGCCUGGAAGGUUAUUCAGUUGUAUCCUAAGUAUACUUAUUAAUGUUUGUUGUCAUUGAAUGAACAAUGCUAUUUCUAAUGAGGUAGAAAAAGAAAGGAAACCAAUCAAGAGAUUUGGGAUAGCUGAGUGUAGUGUUGGAGUCUGUCUGGCACCCUGCUCAAGUGUGAGACAAUACAGAGAUCAUUUUGCUCCACAGCACAAGACCACUGUUCAAGUUGGAGUGUGUUUGAUGUUUUACUAUUGAUGGCAAUAUUGUGUCACAAUUGUAAUUGUGUCAAUUCAAGUCUGUCAAGUCUUUUUUUGUUUCUGAUAAUAGCAUGUGCCAAUUUAGGAGGUGUGUGUACAUGCAUCUGUUCUAUUUAACUAUCUGAUGUAGACAGUGUUUAGGGUGGUUGGCCCAACUAUUAUUGCACAUUUUCCAUUUCAAUUAAUUCAAUAAAAAUGUUAGGCCUGCCAAAUAA